Messenger RNA from Melitaea cinxia (Glanville fritillary), 3386 nucleotides. RefSeq names its product serine/arginine repetitive matrix protein 1-like (gene Srrm1). The transcript has 14 exons. Bases 277 to 3072 code for a protein of 931 amino acids. Gene Ontology annotation, biological process: mRNA processing; regulation of mRNA splicing, via spliceosome. Lineage: Eukaryota; Metazoa; Arthropoda; Insecta; Lepidoptera; Nymphalidae. The record is from RefSeq and is a predicted model, not a curated record. Gene Ontology annotation, molecular function: RNA binding. Gene Ontology annotation, cellular component: spliceosomal complex.
UGAAAUUGGUUCAGCUUCAGCCAAAUCAGCCAUCUUAGAUUUAAUGGUGGUUGAUCACAUUUGUUGUAAUUUGUGGUAGUAGCGUCACUUCUGUAAAUUUUACUCUUAAUAACAAUGGAUAUUCAUACCGAUUUAUUUAAAUUUCUCUUUUAAUUUGAUGUGAUUGUAUUACCUAGUAGCCAGCUAUAAAUUAAUUACCAGUAAAGGCGUGAACGCCUUUAAGGUUUUUAAACCCAAGCCGCAUUAUAAAUCAUUGAUUUUUCUCGUGGUUCAAAUAUGAUGAUGUACACGGGGACAAGUACCGAGCAAGAUACGCGCUUCAGCGACAAGGAAAAAAAACUAAUGAAACAAAUGAAGUUUGGAGAUUGCUUAACCCAGCAGGUGGACAUGUCCAAAGUGAAGCUCGAUGUGCUCAAGCCAUGGAUAACACAAAAGAUCACCGAGAUUCUCAAGAUGGAAGACGACGUCGUCAUCGACUAUGUCAACAACCAACUUGAAGAAAAGUUCCCAUGUCCAAAGAAAAUGCAGAUCAACUUAACCGGAUUCCUCAACGGAAAGAAUGCGCGCCUGUUCAUGGGGGAGCUGUGGGAGCUACUACUGAGUGCGCAGGCGAGCGAGAACGGGAUACCGGAGUCCUUUACGCAGCAGAAAAAAGAGGAAAUAAAGAAACGUAUGGAAGAACAGCAAAAGGAUAAGGAUAAAGACAAAGACCGUCGCAGAUCGCGGUCGCGUUCACGGAGACGCUCUCGGGACCGGCGUCGGUCGCGGUCACGUUCGCGAGACCGAUCUUCUGACAGGAAACAUCGAAGUGGAGGCAGUCCGCGUCGAUCACGAAGACGCAGUCGAGAUAAGAGCAGCCAACCCAAGCCAUCACAUGUCGAUGAAAUCAAGCUACCAGAGCCAAAGGAAAAUGGAAAGUCGCCAGAGAAAACCGAAGAACCUGAAAAUGACAAGGAGGAGGUGAACCAUAAUUCGACGACAGAAACAGUUAAGGAAGAAAAUCAAGAUGAUUCAGUAAAGGAAGAAAAAACUGAAACAGAAGCUAAAUCUAGAUCAGCAUCACCUGAAAAACCUGCGGUGGAAAAGGAAGAAGAAAAACCUGUUGAAAAACGCAAUUCUUCUAGUGAUCGACGGUCAUCUUCUGCGUCAUCACGUGGGAGUGUCAAAAAGAGAUCUUCACACAAGAAAAGACAGUAUCGUUCAAAUCGUGACUCGUCUACAAGUGUUAGCCCAAGACGCAGUUCCCGUAGGGAAAGGAGCAAGUCUCGUCGUCGAAGCAGCCGACGCCGCUCAGUGGACAGGCGCGAGCGGGAGCGGGAGCGGGAGCGGGAGCGCGAGCGGGAGCGCAGGCGGCGCGAGCGGGAGCGGCGCGAGCGGUCGCGCGAACGUCGACGAUCGCUUGAAAGACGUAGACGCUCACGUUCACGCUCUCACCGACGUUCAAGAGACAGGUCUCGCGACCGCAGACGCUCUCGGUCGCGCAGGCGCUCGCGGUCUCGCCGUCGCUCCGGACGUCGCUCUCGAGACCGCCGCUCCAGAGACCGCCGCUCCAGAGACCGUCGCUCUAGAGACCGAUCUAGGGACAAGAGGUCUAGAGAUCGAUCUGGAAAAGACAGAAGAUCAAGAGAUAGGAAGUCUCGUGAUAGAAGGUCAAGCGAUUUAAUUAAAGAACGGUUGGAGAAAUCAGUUUCAAUUCCACGUAAAGAAAAUGUGGAAAAAUUACUCAAAAAGUCGCCCGAGCGAGUGUCGGUGCCGCAUGAGCGGUCUAAAGAACGUGUAUCGAGCUCUAGUCGAGAAUCUUCGGUAGUAAACGAGAAAAAUGUUCCUCAAAAUGAUACCCAGGUUAAACCGGUUCAAUCAUCUGAUGAUGAAGAUAGAGAAGAUUUUAUUGCUGUGCCAGCCCUUCGAGAGUAUUCAAAGAGUUUAUCGCGUACUCCGUCACCAUUCUUGAGGAAACAUGAAAUAGAAAAUAAAAAGUCGGACAAGUCUGGCGAUGAUGCAUCUGGAAAAGAACAGAACGAAGAGGAAGUGGCUAAGGUUCAAGAGGUAAAGAAAUCAAAACGCAAAGGAAAACAAUCUGAUUCUGAAAGUGAAAGUAGUGAAGAAGUCUCUAAAUCUAAAAGUAAAUCUAAACUGAAACGUAAAGAAAAACCCACCUCAAAAAGAUCAAAAAAACCGAAAAAAGAGAGUUCUUCAAGUGAGAGCGAAUCUGAUGAUUCUUCAUCGAGCGAUUCUGAGGAAGACAGAAAAAAGAAAAGCAAGAAAAAUGCUAAAAAGAAGUUGGCUAAAAAGUCACGAAAGAAGCGAGCGCGGUCAUCAAGUUCAGAGUCCAGUUCGGAAGAGGAGGUUAAACAUAAGAGUUCUAAAAGUAAACAAAAAAACAUUCCCGAAGAAUCUGACACCGAUAAGAAGUCAAAAAAGCGAGGUAAAGACUCUAAUGCCGACCGCUCAAAGACAGAAAAAGAAAGUAAGUCCGGAAAAUCUAAAAAAGCCGGUAAUUCUGAAGAUUCUCGUGACGAUAGUUCUGACAGUGACGAAAAGUCAACUAAGAAGAAGGGUAAACACGACUCUACAUCCUCUGAAAAAGAAAUGAGACGUAAAAAAUUAGAGCAAGUUAAAGAAAAAAUUGCAUCUCCUGAAGUGGCUAAAACUAAGAAAAGCGAGGAGAAACCAUCGAAAUUUAAACACACUGAUGACGCUAAGUCAAAGUCACGGGAUGACAAUGAAAAGAAAGCCAAGAAGAGGGAAAAAGAAGAUUCAUCUUCUGACAGUGAUCAGGUAUCGAAGAAAAAAGCGAGAAAGAAAGUUUCAGACUCGGAAUCUGACUCGGAUAGUGACGAGCCUAAGAAGUCUAAAAAGGCUAAAAAGCAUAAGAAACACUCAAAAAAACAUAAGAAACACAAAAAACAUAAGAAAGCUUCAAAGCGAAAAGAUGAUUCCUCUGACAGCGACGAUGCUGAGGAAGAAGAGGAAGAGGAGGGUAAAGUUAAUAACGAAGAUUUAGAGAAAAAACUUCGCGAAAGAGCAUUAAAGUCUAUGAAAAAACAGACAAGUGUGUCCGGUUCAGAUUAAUACUUUAUAAUUAAGAAGUAGCGUAUUAAAUUUAAAUAACUAUAAUUAUUAUCUAGUAAUUGUUUAUUCAAGUUAAAUUUUUCUGCUGUAUUAACUGACAACAAUUGCCGCGAUUGAACAUUUUGUUAUCUUUUGUCAAAUUGAACGACGUUCGAGUUAAAUAAGCACAUUUUAGUGUUGAAUUUUUCGAUAAAACUUGAAUGUUUCAUUGUAACUUACGGUAUGUAACUUACCACAAUUUUAAAUGAAGUAGGAAGUAUAAUUUUAAGAUUACGUGUAUGUCUUUGUUAGUAAUAAAAUUUGCUAAUUAUAAA